CGUAACAGAAAAAAAUAAUUAUCGAUUCAUUUUUACGCGCUCACACAAAAAAGAACACAAAGCUAACUGAAACGGAAUCUUCUCUGAUCCGAUCUAAUAAUGAGUUCCGCCAAUUCCUCGUCAUCCUCCGCCCUCACCGGCGAAACUACGGGGACGACAGCAGGCGGAGGUCGAGGACAACCGUCGCCAUCAUCGUCAUCAUCAUCGGAGAAGCAAAAGGAGAAGGCGAGAGUGAGCAGGACGUCAAUGAUACUGUGGCACGCUCAUCAAAACGACGCUGCAGCUGUAAGGAAACUUCUCGAGGAAGAUAGAUCCUUAGUUCACGCUAGGGAUUAUGAUAAUCGGACUCCACUCCACGUGGCUUCUCUUCAUGGAUGGAUCGAUGUUGCUAAGUGUUUGAUUGAGUUUGGCGCUGACGUCAACGCUCAAGAUCGCUGGAAGAACACGCCUUUAGCUGAUGCAGAAGGAGCUAAAAAGCAUAAUAUGAUUGAGUUCCUAAAAUCAUAUGGUGGAUCGUCUUAUGGGCAAAAUGGAAGCCAUUUUGAACCGAAACCUGUUGCACCGCCUUUACCCAACAAGUGUGAUUGGGAAAUUGAUCCGUCUGAGCUUGACUUCUCGAACUCAGCAAUUAUUGGGAAGGGAUCUUUUGGCGAAAUUUUGAAAGCGUAUUGGCGUGGAACACCAGUAGCUGUUAAGCGGAUUCUUCCAUCACUCUCAGAUGAUAGAUUGGUGAUUCAGGACUUCAGACAUGAGGUGAAUUUGCUAGUGAAGCUUCGCCACCCUAAUAUAGUUCAAUUUCUAGGAGCUGUCACAGAGAAGAAGCCCCUUAUGUUGAUCACAGAGUAUUUACGAGGGGGUGAUCUCCAUCAGUACCUGAAGGAAAAGGGUGCACUUAGUCCUUCAACAGCCAUCAAUUUUGCAUUAGAUAUUGCCAGAGGCAUGGCAUAUCUUCACAAUGAGCCAAAUGUCAUUAUUCAUAGAGACUUGAAACCAAGGAAUGUUCUUUUAGUCAACUCCAAUGCUGACCAUUUGAAAGUUGGAGAUUUUGGACUAAGCAAGCUCAUCAAGGUUCAGAAUUCUCAUGAUGUCUACAAAAUGACUGGCGAGACAGGGAGCUAUCGCUACAUGGCUCCAGAAGUUUUCAAGCACCGGAAAUAUGAUAAGAAGGUUGAUGUGUUUUCUUUUGCAAUGAUACUAUACGAGAUGCUGGAAGGGGAACCCCCACUGUCAAACUAUGAGCCUUAUGAAGCAGCCAAGUUUGUGGCAGAGGGGCACAGGCCGACAUUUCGUGCUAAAGGAUUUACCAUUGAGUUGAAAGAAUUAACAGAUCAGUGUUGGGCAGCUGACAUGAACAGAAGACCUUCUUUUCUGGAAAUCCUCAAGAGGCUUGAAAAGAUAAAGGAAGCGUUACCUGCGGAUCAUCACUGGAGCUUAUUCAAUGCAUAACACUGCAAGUGAUGACAAGGUUAAAUAUAUGAAUCUCUACGUGGUACUCCCUUUCUUUUUCCCACAAUUGUGCAGAUGCUACUGUGAAUACAAAGAUUCCCGAUUUUUAUCAUGGUCGGUAUAGGCAUUUGGCCAUCUACAAUUGAAUACUGUCAUUCAAUUAACCUACAUAAGUAGGUUCAUUACCUGACCCAGGUACUGGACUUUGUUUUCCCAAUUGUAAGUUGUGAUGGAUUAUGAGGUUUAAAGAGUAAAUGUGGGAUGUUCUAGGUUUGUAUAUGGUAAACUUUUUGUUCUCCAUGUCAUAAUGUUAAUUUUUGUGUUGGAAA
Molecule: messenger RNA, 1775 nt
Organism: Mercurialis annua (annual mercury)
Lineage: Eukaryota; Viridiplantae; Streptophyta; Magnoliopsida; Malpighiales; Euphorbiaceae
Product: serine/threonine-protein kinase VIK-like
Exons: 11
Coding region: 100-1446 (448 amino acids)
Biological process (GO): protein phosphorylation
Molecular function (GO): protein kinase activity; protein binding; ATP binding
Source: RefSeq, a predicted model, not a curated record